CGUCCUCUACCAGCUCAGUGGGAACUACCUGGUAAAGAUGGAACCACAGAAUCAGGAACCUGACCUCAAGCCGAUUUACCACCAGUUGCUGAGUCCGCUGUCGAUCUUCCCCAGGAAGGCGACGCCUCCCGAGCCUCCGAAACGCAGCGCUCAAGAAGUCUCGGCUUUGCAAUCCAUCCCGCUUGCAAAGCUGAAAGUGGGGCCGCUGUGCCGCCAGGUGUCCAAGAGGCUAGCAAACAGCGGGAGGGCGGCGCGCGUAACUACCGAGGACCGACUUUGUCUCACCGAGGUUAUCCUAGAGGAGCUGAAGUGCAACUGGCGAGAACCUCCAAUAGAACCCAUUCUGAACUAUGAAAACAACCAGAAGCUGCGGAAGCGGCUGGAGUCCUAUGUGCUGAUCUGCAGUGAGCAGCUCUUCAUACGCUACCUGCACCUGCUGGUGACUCUGCCGACCUCUAGAAGGGUCUUCACUGAGUCAGCCACCCUCAGCCGGUUGGCGGUCAACCUUGCCAGGGAUUGCACAAUCUUCCUCACCAGUCCCGAUGUCUAUCGCUGCCUGCUGGCUGAUUUUCAGACCCUGCUGAAUUUAAAGCGCACCCAGGGAGACAUAUUCAAGUUGCGUCCCCCUGCCACUCCCCCUGGAACUUUCAAGCUCUGUCCAAUCCCUUGGCCUCACAGCACUGGCUUAGACCAAGUGCCAUGCACUAGCCUCAACCUGAACUACCUUGUUCAACUCAGCCGCCCAUAUGAUUUCCCCAGUGAGCCCGAACCUGAUCCAAUGCAAGAGUUGAGAUCCAUCCCCCAGCUGAAGAGUAGACAGCAGCUCCUCUGGGUGCCCUUCAUGAUAAAAGAAAAAGAAAUUGAAGGGAGAUCCUCACAGAUGGUACCACUGCCUAGCCAUUCUCCUCCCAGCAGUGAGAUUCCCCCCUUCCCCUCACCACUCCAGCCCUGGCUCCAAAGGGGCCAGUCCAUGCCCUGUCUUUGUGAGGGGUGGAGUCUGGCAGAUGAGUUGGGCCUUCUUCCUCUCCCCCCUCAUCCCCUCACCCCACUGAUCUUGGCUUCAGAGAGUAAACCACUGCCAUUCCGGGACAUAGUGGCUGAGGAUCUAAAGCAAAAGAUGAAGAUCAUGACAAUGGAGUGGAGUCGAUACUCACUGCUGGACUCCGGCCUGCCCCCUCUGGUCAGAGUCCUCACCCGGCGCCUAUCUGCCCAGCAGCACAUAGAGGAACUGCAGCAAAUGCUGAAGAGCCUGCAGGAGGAAGAAGCCUCUGGAAAGUGGGAUCUCCUACCCCCAAGAGUCACUCCACUCCAGCCACAGCCAGUCACUGUUACUUUGAAGGUACAGGAUCAAGUCGUAGUCCAGGUAGCUACUGUGCAACUCUCUGAAAGAUACUUUUCUGACUCUUUCCACCUCGAGGGCGGACUCCUCUACAACCAUCUGACUGGUGAACUGGAUGGUAAGGCCAUCAAAGAAAUGGACGCUGAUCGUCUUAUUGGGGACACCACCAAAGAGAUAUACAAUGAAUUGAUAAGCCGAGUCUCUGCUGGUCACUUCUCUUUUGAAGACGCAUCCCAAAUUGAGCCAUCAGCAGAUAAAGAUUGGUCCUCCUACUUGGCCUCAUCUCUUCUACACCAAGAUAAACAUACGUCAUUCAUCAACCAAGAUCUGGUUGGGUUUUACGCCAGAAGAGCAAGCGCUCAGCAGCUGUUCUCUGAAAAGACGCCUUCUCUCACACUGCUCCAAAGGCAAAAAAGCUGGGACAAGCGACUGAACAAGGGUGCAUGGAUAAACUGGAUGAAACCCUCUGUGUCUGCAGAUGACUACUUCAAGUACCUCUCCAGUCAGGAGUCAGAUUUCCUCCAUGUCAUCUUCCAAAUGUAUGAAGAGGAGGCUCCUGUGGAGAUACCAGCCCCCAUCAAAGAGUCCCUAGAUAUUCAGCAACCCCCUCCCCUGAUGCAAUAUGAAGAAGACCUAGAGUUUGUGCCAGGAAUGUGGGACUGGAACUCAGUGAUAGAGGACAGCUCAAGACUUGGGAAAGCCCACUUCCUAAGCCUGCAGCAGCGUCUAGAACAACUGUGGGUCAUGCUGGAAGUGCCUGAACAGAGUCGGUUAGACAUGGUCAUUAAGUACAGCUCUAAUGCACGCCUGCAGCAACUACCAGCAUUGAUCAGGGCUUGGGAGCGGGUCCUGAAGCCCAUUCAGAAGCGGGAGUUGUUGCUAGGGAGACUGGAGUGGUUUGAGCGACAAGCCUCCGACCCCAAUCGCUUCUACCAGCCCGAUUUGUUGCUGGAUCGAUUCCUGGAGGAGAAUCGGUUCCGUAGCUAUAUCCAAAAGAAGCUCAGUCAAGUGGAAUCUAGUUUGAUUCCCUUGCUGGAAAAGAUAGAGUCAGUCUUUGGUGAGCCAGUGACCUUCAAGGGACGGAGCUAUCUGGAAAAGAUGAAGCAGGACAAAGUGGAGAUGCUCUACUGGCUCCAGCAGCAGCGGCGGAUUCGAAAUCUGAUCCGGACCCAGAAAACCAUCCACCAAUCAUCCAUGUCCACAAGGAACAGCAGCCAGGCUUUGAUGGCCCCUGAGAACACUCCCAUUACUCAUUAA
Molecule: messenger RNA, 2596 nt
Organism: Rattus rattus (black rat)
Lineage: Eukaryota; Metazoa; Chordata; Mammalia; Rodentia; Muridae
Gene: Ccdc87
Product: coiled-coil domain containing 87
Source: RefSeq, a predicted model, not a curated record